Messenger RNA from Ectocarpus sp. CCAP 1310/34, 336 nucleotides. The record is from the annotation of a GenBank genome assembly. NCBI's taxonomy places the organism in Eukaryota, Phaeophyceae, Ectocarpales, Ectocarpaceae.
AUGCUCUCGGAGUACGUGUCGUGCGGAAAUUCAUCCCAGACUUACUUAGCCGCCGUCACCGCACCAAUGGUUGACCUUACGAAGAAAGACGCAGUGAAGUCGGUAGCAAAACGCUGGGGUCCGAAACAUGAUGAAGCAUUUGCCGAAGUGAAAUGAUUACUCACCAACGCUCCUGUUUUGCAUUUUCCGGUUUUCUCUAAAGAGUUUGUUAUUCACGUAGACGCAUCUGAAGUGGGAGCAGGAGCAUUCCUGGCACAACAGAAUGGCGAUGACGUGAAUAUCGUAGCAUACUUUAGCCAGCGAUCCAGCAAAAGCCAACAACACUACUCUGCCACC